GUCAGUUUCAGGCCAUCCACGCAGGAAAGGAUUGCCAGCCAGAGAAAGACGACAUCUGAAGUCCCAAUGCACAGAUCAGCCCCCAGCCAAGCCACCAAGAGGAGUCGAUCGCCAUUUUCCACCACUCGUCGUAGUUGGGAUGAUAGUGAGAGCUCCGGAACCAGCCUGAAUGUUGAUAAUGAGGACUAUUCCAGGUAUCCACCAAGAGAGUACAGGGCUUCGGGGAGCAGAAGAGGAAUGACUUAUGGACAUAUUGACUUUUAUGGGGCAGAUGAUAGUGAGGAGGAGGGGGCUGGGCCUGUAGAGCGACUGCCGGUGAGAGGGAAAACUGGCAAGUUUAAGGAUGAUAAGCUGUAUGACCAAGAGAAAGGGGUGAGGUCUUUGGCUGGGGCAUCUCCACAGUUCUCUAGUUUUAACAGUGAUGGGAGAGAGGAGCUUGACAAUGUAGAGCCAGCCCCUGCAGCAAGGUGCUCUGCCAGCAGAGCUGAGUUCCUGCAGCAAAACAGUGUGGCCUCUCAGACAUCUUCGGUUGAAGGCAAGGUGGCUAUACAUGGUGACAGCUUGGAAAGGGAGCGGCAGGAACAAAAUUUACCUGCGCAUCCCAGCAGGGCUCCUGUGAGUAUUUGUGGUGAUGGGGAAAACACCCCAAAGGGUGCAGAGGAGCCAGUGGUGAGGCCCAAAAUCAGAAAUCUGGCCAGUCCAAACUGCAUGAAACCAAAAAUAUUUUUUGAUACUGAUGAUGAUGAUGAUAUGCCACACAGUACUUCCAGAAGGAGGGAUACUGCCAAUGCUGAAGAGGGCCUUUCGGAUGGCCUAUCCAGAAGAGGCAGAGGUGAGAGCUCAAGUGGCUACUCUGAGCCAAAGUACCCUGAAGACAAGAAGGAAGCCAGGAAUGACCAAGUGAAACCAGAGAAGGUGCCAAGACGGCGUCGAACCAUGGCCGACCCUGACUUCUGGACAUACAGUGAUGAUUACUACAAAUACUGUGAUGAAGACUCUGACAGUGACAAAGAGUGGAUCGCUGCUCUGCGUCGCAAGUAUCGAAGUCAAGAGCAAACCCUGUCCUCCAGUGGUGAAAGCUGGGAGACCCUGCCCGGAAAAGAGGAGCGGGAACCUCAGCCAGAUAGAGGGAGUGCUGGCGCCAGCACUGGCCCUGGCCCUGGCCCUGGCCCUGGCCCUGGCCCCAACUCCAUUCCCUGCACUGGUGCCAGCACUGGUGCCAGUGCUGGUGGCGAUGGCAGUGCUGGCAGCAACAACAGUAAUUAUCUUGAAGAAGUUCGAGAACCAUCUCUGCGAGAAGAGGAACAGGCAUCCCUGGAAGAAGGAGAAAUCCCUUGGCUCCAGUACAAUGAGAAUGAGAGUAGCAGUGAGGGGGAUAAUGAUUCUGGUCAUGAGCUGAUGCAGCCCGGGGUAUUCAUGCUGGAUGGAAAUAACAACCUUGAAGAUGACUCUAGCGUGAGUGAAGACCUAGAGGUGGACUGGAGCCUCUUUGAUGGAUUUGCAGAUGGCUUGGGAGUGGCAGAAGCCAUCUCCUACGUGGAUCCUCAGUUCCUCACCUACAUGGCCCUGGAAGAACGCCUGGCCCAGGCAAUGGAAACUGCCCUGGCACACUUGGAGUCUUUGGCGGUGGAUGUAGAGGUGGCCAACCCACCAGCAAGCAAGGAGAGUAUCGAUGCUCUUCCCGAGAUCCUGGUCACUGAAGAUCACGGUGCGGUGGGCCAGGAAAUGUGUUGUCCUAUUUGUUGUAGUGAAUAUGUGAAGGGGGAGGUGGCCACUGAGCUGCCAUGCCACCACUAUUUCCACAAGCCAUGUGUGUCCAUCUGGCUUCAGAAGUCAGGCACCUGCCCCGUGUGCCGCUGCAUGUUCCCUCCUCCACUUUAAAGACCAAGGCUGUUUACUCCUGGUCUGAUGAUUUUCCCCAUCUGAAAUCCACAAUACUGCAGGAGCCCUCUCAAAAUUAGCAAUGGAAAUCAAAUCAGAUCAAUUGGUCAAUUAGACUAAACCUGUCGAUUCCUUGUGAUUAUUUUCAAUGUGAAAACGGUUGUGUACGAUUGCAUUAAAAGUCAUAAUGUCUUUUAGAGGUUAGAAAGGAAAAACUAAACUUUCUAAAUGCUACUUGAGAUUGCAGUAAAAGCAUACAUUUUCUAACCUGGAAGUUCAAAUAAAUCAUAUUUGUUUUCUUCAGUAGAAUAUAUUGCUGUUAAUUGUAAUGUCAAGUUUAUCUGUUCAAUAUGUCCAAAAAGCAAAAUCACUUUUGUUGCAUGUUAUGGGUUAAUGUUCCUGUAAUUGCAGUGCCGUAAAAGCUUAUUAAAGUUCUUCUUUGGUUUUACAUGGCAUAGUGGAAUUGUUUGGAUUUGUCUGAAAUAGUGGGAAUAAAUGAUUUUGUAAUUGA
This is a messenger RNA of Tupaia belangeri chinensis (Chinese tree shrew), 2392 nucleotides long. RefSeq names its product praja ring finger ubiquitin ligase 1 (gene PJA1). Bases 67 to 1881 code for a protein of 604 amino acids. The transcript has a single exon. The record is from RefSeq and is a predicted model, not a curated record. Gene Ontology annotation, cellular component: cytoplasm. Lineage: Eukaryota; Metazoa; Chordata; Mammalia; Scandentia; Tupaiidae. Gene Ontology annotation, molecular function: ubiquitin protein ligase activity. Gene Ontology annotation, biological process: protein ubiquitination.